AUGGAACUUUUAUCAGGUGCGAUCAUACAAGAUGGAGUUUGUGGUCCAUGUGAAGAUCAAGAACCCUAUUCAUUCUAUGUUUCCGUAUUGGUUCCAAAAGGAUUGUCAGAAUAUAAGAAUUCAAGAGGACCAUAUAAAGCUUAUUUAGGGUCUAAAACAUCUGAAGCAACAAGUGUCCUGAGACCUUGGGAAAGAGAAACUAAAAUCCCAUUAAUUAAAAGAGCUGCCAAAUUGCGAGCCGCUAUCGGAUGGUCAGAAGAUACAUCAAUAUUCCCACUUAGCAUUCAGAAUAAGGUAUUUCCUAAAAGUUUUAUUAAUGGAAUAAUAGAAGGUCUCAUCAGGGCUGCAGCAAUUCAUUGUGCAUCUAGGAGGUCUAUAGUAAAUUUGUCACGUCCUCGAGAAGCACUAUUAGGAACGGCUCUUUAUCUGAUCAAUCAAGUAAAUGAUACUGCUAGCCUAGUGACAAUGUGGAGAGCUGAGAACUUCCACAACUUAUUCCUCACAGUCCCUACUAAGAUCCCUCCUUCUUACCCACUCUCAAAUAAAGAUCUCGGCUCGUUGGGGAGAUCCUACAUGAGGAGUGUUUAUAUCCACUAUUAUGUAGAUUCUCCCUCUAGAGGACUAUUCAUUUAUCAAGAUAUAUGGAUAUUUGCAGAUAUAAACGAUGUUAAAACAUUUGGAAUGCUAGCAAUAUCAACUAAAUUGACACAGGUUCUGUAUUCCAAUCAGAUUCGCAAGCACACCAAAGACAUUAUAAGAGGAAGUAAAGAUCUGAUCAUUAAUCUGAGGGAUCCAGAAAGAACUCAUCACAACAUCAAUAUUGAUUUGUCAAGGCUUAAAAGAGUCAAUGAGGAGGUCAGACACGCAAGUAGAAGUAUAGUUAAAUCUAGGAAUCUAGACAGAGAAAGAAAUCUUCCAUGGGGGAGUGAGCUUGCAGUACCUAUUAAAGAAAUCCAGGUACCUUAUGUAGCAGUGGGUUCAAAAGAGCGUCAAGAUCUCUCAAAAGUGAAAAUUCCAAGGAUACAGAAUCCCCUUAUAUCUGGAUUAAGAUGUUUUCAGUUUGCAACAGGAAGUCAUUACAAAAUUCAAUCUAUUCUGAAGAAUCUAAAUAUUAAGUACAAGGAUUGUCUAGCAGGUGGUGACGGCUCCGGAGGGAUAGGAUCCUUGUUGCUGAGGAGUUCAAGAAAUUCAAGAUUGAUAUUCAAUAGUUUGUUAGACCUAGAUGGAGUAGAUUUAAGGGGCUCCACUCCAUCUCCUCCUUCCGCAAUUUCUGCUUUGGGAUCCGCAUCAAGAAGAUGUGUAAACUUUAAUGAUUCCUGGAGAAAUCCUAGUGAUUUAAGGAAUAAAGAAACUUGGGAGUAUUUCUUAAAUGUGAAACAUCAGAAUCAAAUGAGAAUUGACUUAAUAACUUUGGAUAUGGAGUGCAAUUCCGAUGAAAUAUCAGAUUCUAUAGAACUCCAAUUAUCAGAAUAUAUAUUCAAAAUUCUGGAUGAUCAUGGAACUUUGAUUUAUAAGACCUUUUUAGAGAGAUUAUGCAAGCAAAGCAUAUUAUUAAGUGCCGUAGGUAAUCAAUUCAAAAAUGUCAGCUUUGUUGUGACAGAUAUUACAUCUCCACAGAGUUCAGAGAUUUAUGUUGUAAUGAGGGGGAAGAAUAAUAGUACAAUACCUAAAGAACCGGAUCUAGAAACAUUCAGUAAAGAUUUGAAUGAUCUUCCAGUUAUGAGAGGGAUAGAUAAAGAAUUCGGUAGAGCUGUUUCGCUAUUGUAUAAGAACAUCUGUGUGUAUUAUCUCUAA
Messenger RNA from Arctia plantaginis, 1794 nucleotides. The record is from the annotation of a GenBank genome assembly. Lineage: Eukaryota; Metazoa; Arthropoda; Insecta; Lepidoptera; Erebidae.